AUGACAGAAACAAUGGAUGACGGGGAGGUAGAGCUUUCAGAAAAUGUUAAUUUUUUAAAUUUCGAUUCAUCCAUCAAUUUUCAGGGUUCUGCAUCCGCUGAUUCAUUUCUUGAUGAUUUCUUUACAAACACCCGAACAUGCACCCAUACUCACACUUGCAACCCACCAGGCCCUGAUGCGGCUCAUACACAUAUAUGUUAUCACACUCACACCCAAGUUCUUGCAUCUGAAGAAGAUGAUCACCCAGAUAUAAAAAACAGUACCAGCUCAAGACCAAGAAGACCGUCAGGAAACAGAGAAGCAGUUCGGAAGUAUCGGGAGAAAAAGAAGGCUCAUACAGCUUAUCUUGAAGAGGAAGUCAGGAAAUUGCACCUAUUGAACCAACAACUGGUUAGAAAAUUACAAGGGCAAGCAAUUCUCGAAGCAGAGGUUUUGAGAUUGAGAGGUCUUUUGCUAGACCUUAGAGGAAAGAUUGAUAAUGAGUUUGGUGUAUUACCGUACCAAAAGCAGUGUAACAGCAGUAGCCUGUUCAAAGAAGGCGAUUGUGGGUUGCAGUCUGCUGAUGCGGAAAUCGGCCUACAAUGUCAGACUAAUUUACCAUGCUUUCAUCCACAUGACACGUCAUCAUCACAGGCUGGUGUUGGUAGAAGUGGGAAGAUGCUGAUAGCACACGGAGAAAACUGUCAGCCUCCCAUUAUAGAUUGUCAAGCUAGCACAAAUGAGAUGGUGAGUGCUGAAGGACAAGCAAUGGAGACAAUGGAAACCUUGGUGUCACCUGCAGCACAGGCAAAAUAA
Messenger RNA from Carya illinoinensis, 795 nucleotides. RefSeq names its product basic leucine zipper 24-like. The coding region runs from base 1 to 795 and encodes 264 amino acids. The record is from RefSeq and is a predicted model, not a curated record. Gene Ontology annotation, molecular function: RNA polymerase II cis-regulatory region sequence-specific DNA binding; DNA-binding transcription factor activity, RNA polymerase II-specific. Gene Ontology annotation, biological process: regulation of transcription by RNA polymerase II; DNA-templated transcription. NCBI's taxonomy places the organism in Eukaryota, Viridiplantae, Streptophyta, Magnoliopsida, Fagales, Juglandaceae. The transcript has a single exon.